Molecule: messenger RNA, 988 nt
Organism: Drosophila willistoni
Lineage: Eukaryota; Metazoa; Arthropoda; Insecta; Diptera; Drosophilidae
Exons: 2
Coding region: 352-828 (158 amino acids)
Molecular function (GO): nucleic acid binding; zinc ion binding
Source: RefSeq, a predicted model, not a curated record
UUGGAAAAAAAGCUGGAACUACUUUGCAAAGAAAUCGAACUGGUUCGUAGAGAGAACGAGUUUUUGCGCCUUGCUGGCAACCCUGAGUCUGGCCACUCAAGCAGCUGGCUGGCGACGAAGACAGGUGACCAGGGCUUGGCCAAAGAUGUGAAAGAUUUUGUACUCGAUUUUGACGGUAAUGGAAAUGUUUAUAGUUGGAUAUCUUCCGUGCUUCAUUUGGAAAGAUCAUUCAACUUGAACGAAAAUAAUUUACGUUUGCUUGUCUUCGGUAAACUAAAGGGCAAAGCUUUGGAUUGGAUACACUCAAACCCUGAGUGUUUGUGUCAGCCUGUGAAAACCAUAUUCGAUGCCAUGGGAAAAGUCUUCGGAUCAAAGAAGACCAAUGUAAUAAUUCGAAGAGAGUUUGAGGCACGCAAGUGGUGCGUCGGCGAACCGUUCCUGAAUUACUUUAACGACAAAGUUGGCUUGGCUGGCGGCUUGCGUUUGCCGGAGGACGAGAUGGUCGAGUAUAUUGUUGACGGAAUACCAGACCGUCACUUGCGAGAGAUGGCUUGUAUGCAGCGUUUUGGGUCUAAGGAUGACGUGUUGGCAGCAUUUGUCAACAUAGUGCUGCAGCGGGAAAAACCUGUAUCUCUGUCAAAUGUUUCCGCAAAGAAGAAGCCCACAUUCAGGUGCUUCAACUGUAACUGCCUGGGUCACCUAGCAGCCGACUGUAACAAACCAAUAAGAGCAACUGGUGCUUGCUUUGGAUGUGGUGAAAUGGGUCACCGAGUGGCAGAUUGCAGUCAAAAUAAGAAGAAGCCCGCAGCAAUAUCAGAUGCCUCAUAGACUCGGGAAGCGCAGUUAGCUUAAUUAAAAAGGAGUUCGUUUCAGAUGAAAUUAAAUUGGAACCCGGUCCUGAACAUACAUAUUUUGGUUUAAAUAAAAGUAAACUUGAAGUCUUUGGAAGUAUUUUAUGUUACGUUGAAAUAUUAAAUAAAAAUGUUUA